Ambispora gerdemannii is the source of this 1662-nucleotide messenger RNA. The record is from the annotation of a GenBank genome assembly. Lineage: Eukaryota; Fungi; Glomeromycota; Glomeromycetes; Archaeosporales; Ambisporaceae.
AUGUCUGAUUCACGUUACAAUCGCUCACAAUCUUAUCGUUCAGAGUACAAUAGAGAUCGUCGCGAGCGCUUAACUUACCGCGAUGAUGGAAGAGAUCGUCGUCGGAGACCUGGAGAUAGAUCAAGAAGUCCUGACCGUUACUCUGGCGAUGGUAGGGGAACUCGUCUAGAUUAUCGUAGUAGGGAUGACUACGUUUACAGGGAAAGAACAGCCGACAAUAUUGCUCGUCCUUGGGGCAAUAAAGGGUAUUCAGAAGAGCGCCGUAUAAGUAAUGGCAAAUGGAGGCAUUCAAGACUGGACAUGUCAGGCGAGGAACGUUCACAUGAACGUCGUAAUCUGGGUGAACCGAAUAAUUUCGUAAUUUUACAAGGCCUUCCUUUUUCAAUUACCGAACACCAAGUCGGUUUCUAUCGCCUCUCCUCUCCUUGUAUUCAACAAACUCUCGAAAGCUUACAAGCGAGCAUUGAAAAUAUAAGAUUGAUAAAAGAUCAUAAGACAGGAACAUCUCGUAGAUAUGCUUUUGUCAAAUUCACGAGCGUAGAACAUGCACGUCAAUUCAUCGAAGCCAAUCAUCCAUUUAUUAUAGUUGAUAAAGUACGAGUAAAUAUUGCAUAUAGUCAUAGUGCAUCGGUCGAAGAUGAAGGUUGGGCGUGUAAAAGUGUAUCAGGCUCUCUUCAUUCUGCAUCUUCAGGAUCAUUUUUGAAUUUCAACGACGGGUCAAAAGAUGCGAGCUUUUAUCCUCACAGUUUUUUAUUAGUCCGUGGCUUGGAUCCUUUGACGACCGAGGAGAGUUUGUAUUCUGCAAUUAACCCAAUAAGUCCUCAAGGAAUGCUCAAAAGAGUAUUGCUUAUAAAGGAUCGAGCAUCGAGAAUAUCUUGGGGAUUUGCAUUCUUAGAAUAUCGAGAUAUUCAGACAUCCGUAAAAGUUUUAUCUCUAGUUUGUGAUCAGCAAAAAUUCCCUAAAGGAUUUAUCAUCGAUUCACGUAGUGUUUCCAUAACAUACGCAAAUCCUGGAUGCUUUAUUCCUGUAUACGCCACAACUGAAUGGAAAGUUUGGGGAGAUGAAGGCGUAGCGUUAUCAUAUUGGGAUGAUAAGGCUUACGCAGUAGAAUACCUAGGGCCAAUUUCUACUAAUAUUAAUGAGCCCCAACAACUCAGCUCUGUGAUAAAUGACAUCCGCGAUUCUGAAGUUGCAGAAAUUUCAGUGCAAGAAAAUGAAGCAGAUUCGAAAAGUUCUGUAGCCGAAGAAAAUAAAGAAAGCCGUAAUGUGGAAGAUGAAUUAAACGCAUUUUACUCGGAUAUGGGUGCGGUUCUCACAUCAAACGGUAAAAUAUUGGCAAACUUGGAUAUUUCUGUCAAGGGUGGUGGUGAUGAAGCCUACUUUAAACAAUCAUCCUCGGUGGAGUUGGGCUCCAAUAUUCAAGAAUCUUUAGCAUCGUUAGAUUCUUUUACCUCUAAACAACCACAACCUCAACCUCAACAAUCUUUUUUUCCAAAUCGUGAUUUGCAAGUUACUACAACGAAUCGAGAGGAAGUUAUUACUGUUUCAUCAAGCGAACUCAAAGAAAUAACUACACAGCGGCAGCAGCAGCUAUUAAACCAAUCUUAUUCGCCCAAUUCUGUCAUCAACACUCCUUACAAUAAUCUCAAAACUAAUGUCUAA